Molecule: messenger RNA, 4115 nt
Organism: Silurus meridionalis
Lineage: Eukaryota; Metazoa; Chordata; Actinopteri; Siluriformes; Siluridae
Product: low affinity immunoglobulin gamma Fc region receptor II-like
Exons: 14
Coding region: 1662-2840 (392 amino acids)
Biological process (GO): cell surface receptor signaling pathway
Molecular function (GO): transmembrane signaling receptor activity
Source: RefSeq, a predicted model, not a curated record
AAAAUCAGCUCUGACACCUUCAUCAUUUCACAUUGACAGUAAAAAAAGAUUUAAAAUGAAACCCCACAAUAUCAAGGUCUUAAUGUUUUGUGUAUAAAGCUCAAAAUUCUUUACUAAAAAGCAGAUCCUACUUGUGUAGUCUCUUAUAUGAAAUGUUAAUUUUCUUAUUAGCUAAAUGAUUACCUGCAACUACAAAAUAGCUGUAUAUAUCUUUUUAAUAUCUAGAAAAUAUAUUGAAAACAAGGCAUGUGAGACAUCAUAGAAAUCAGCUGUAAAGAAUCCAAAUAUUGAUAUAAUUAAUAAAUCUAUGCAUCGAUUUUGGAUUAAAUGUGAAAUAUUUAUAUUUUAUCCUGACACAAUUACAUGAUAAAGCACAGUGAAUCUACUGCUUACAGUAUGUUGAAAAGUGAAAAUCAGCUCUGAAACCUUCAUCAUUUCAUUUUAACAGAAAAACCCACACUGACUGUGAGAGUGAAUCCACAGAGCUCCGUCUACGCUGAAGACACCAUCACUCUGAGCUGUGAGCUGCAGAAGACGACUGGAAGGAAGUUUUUCUGGUACAAAAAUUCCAAGCUUGUGAACACUGAAGUUACCAACACACUCAGUGUGAGAUUUGAUAACGCAGAAGAAACAGUGUAUCGAUGUUGUGCAAGCAGAUCAAGCUACUACCAUAACAACUACAACUACUACUACACAAGACUCAGUGAUUCUGUCACCAUUACAGCAACAGAAAAACCCAUACUGACUGUGAGAGUGAAUCCACAGAGCUCCAUCUACGCUGAAGACACCAUCACUCUGAGCUGUGAGCUGCAGGAGACGACUGGAAGGAAGUUUUUCUGGUACAAAAAUUCCAAGCUUGUGAACACUGAAGUUACCAACACACUCCGUGUGAGAUUUGAUUAUGCAGAAGAAACAGUGUAUCAAUGUUGUGCAAGCAGAUCAAGCUACUACCAUAACAACUACAACUACCCCUACACAAGACUCAGUGAUUCUGUCACCAUUACAGCAACAGAAAAACCCAAACCAACUGUGAAAGUGAAUCCUCAGGGCUUCAUCCAAACUGCAAACACCAUCAUACUGCACUGUGAGCUGGAGGAGGCUAAAGGAUGGACGUUUUUAUGGCUCAAAAAUUCACAGGUUUUGAAAAAUGAAGCCACCAACACACUCAGUGUGAGAGUGGAUAAUGCAGGAAAACAGUGUAUCAGUGUCGUUCAAGACGGACAAUCUACAAUAACAACUAUAACAACUACUACUACUACACAAGGCUCAGUGAUUCUUUCACAAUUACAGCAAACGAAAAACCCAAACCAACUGUGAGAGUGAAUCCUCCAACCAUCUACACUGGAGACACCAUCACUCUGAGCUGUGAGCUGCGGGAGACGACAGGAUGGAACUUUUCCUGGUACAAACAUUCCCAGCUUGUGAACACUACAGCUACCAACACACUCAGCGUGAGUGUCAAUGAUGCAGGAGAAACAGUGUAUCAGUGUCGUGCAAGCAAGACCAUCUACAACAAUUAUAACAGCUAUGACUACUACUACACAAGAUUUAGUGAUUCUGUCACCAUUAAAGCAAAAGUAAAUCCCAAACCAACUGUGAGAGUGAAUCCACCAACCAUCUACACUGGAGACACCAUCACUCUGAGCUGUGAGCUGCAGGAGAUGACAGGAUGGAACAUUUCCUGGUACAGACAUUCCCAGCUUGUGAACACUGCAGCUACCAACACACUCAGCGUGAGUGUCAAUGAUGCAGGAGAAACAGUGUAUCAGUGUCAUGCAAGCAAGACCAUCUACAACAAUUAUAACAGCUAUGACUACUACUACACAAGACUCAGUGAUUCUGUCACCAUUACAGCAAAAGGUGAAUCUCCUCCAGUGUCUCUGAUCAUCAGUCCCAGCAGAACUCAACACUUUACUCGUGACUCUCUCUCACUGAGCUGUGAGGACCAGAGUAACUCUACUGGAUGGACAGUGAGACGAUACACAGGCAGAAAGAGAGUGUUAGAUUGUUCACAGUGGGGAUCAGUUACAAGAUCUACAUGUAAAUUCAGCUUCCUCAACCAAUCUUACACUGGAGUUUAUUGGUGUGAGUCUGAAUCUGGAGAAAACAGUAAUACUGUCAACAUCACAGUUCAUGAUGGAGAUGUGAUCCUGGAGAGUCCUGUCCAUCCUGUGACUGAGGGAGAUCCUCUGACUCUACACUGUUUAUAUCGUAACACAAAUCCCUCAAACCUCCGAGCUGAUUUCUAUAAAGAUGGAUCAGUUGUCCAGAACCAGACUACAGGAGAGAUGAUCAUCCAUAAAGUCUCAAAGUCGGAUGAAGGUUUCUACCACUGUAAACAUCCAGAGAGAGGAGAGUCACCGAGAAGCUGGAUCUCAGUCAGACGCUCUAGAUCGAGUGGUAAAACAGUACAAGUGUCUGUGGUACUGAGUUUGGUGUGUUUCUUCAUUGUAAUACUGAUCUUAAUGCUCCUGCUGUGGUACAACACAAUAAAGAAAGACAAACAGAAAACCAAGCAGAGGCGCUCAGGAGCUGAAGACUCUCUAUCAGGACAAACAUCACUUCAGCCUGGAAAUGAACAUAUUUAUGCCACUGUGGAUCAGGCAGGUAUCAGUGGACCAGGUGAAACUGCAUCUGAGAGCGGAGAAGCCACUUACGCACAAGUCACGAAGAAAAAGACGACAAACAGGAACAAUGGCGCUAAUGCUGAACUCUGCCUUAAUGAUGUGACUUACGCUGAGAUUCAACUAUAUCCAAUAAGAAAAGUGAAGAAAGCACAAGAAAAGAGCAGUGUGGCUGAAGAUACUGUUUACUCAGAGCUGCAUCAGAACAUGAAGUAAACUGCAACUGAAGAAUCUCCAGAGAGCUGAACAACUUUUGAAGGAAUUGAAAGAAAUGUUUGUCUUUUUUUUUUUUUAAUGCUUAGCUGCUACACUAUUAAAUGGCUAAUUUAAGAUUGUAUUAUGCUCAAAACUUUUAGUUGUUGUUAGAACUUUCAUACAUUGACCAUUCACUGAUGAACCUUCAGAAAUACAAAAGCAGGUCUCCCUGAAGAGGUGUGUAAAUCACAGAAGUUUAGGACAUGUCAUAUCAAGAUCAAGUCAUUCUUUGGCAUUCAAGGCCUUUUCAGAAUGGCUUAACUCAAUGUUUGGACCUGCUUAAGAAUCUUGUGAUAUGAUUUUGUCAGUGUCAACCUUUUUUUGCCCACCAGAUGUCACUGUUUCCUCAUUUGUACCUUCUUUCGAAUGCUUAUUUUUUUAAUAUUCUGUCCUCUCCUGUCUCAUAUCUCUGUUGGGUCUUUGAUUUUGUCUUGUCAAACUCUCAUUUAUGUUUUCUUAUGACUCCAACCAUUUUUUUUUCUCUGUCUAUAUACAUUUUUGCUUUUUAUCCUGACACUCUAGUUUAUACUUAUAGUAAACUAGUACUAUAGUUUGUGAUGAUUUUCUAAUUUCUAAUUUAAAUAUUUCUAAUAUAAUAUAUUUUUUCUUUUUAUGCCAAGUUUUUAAAUAUAUGGGUGCAUAUACAACAUACAGUCAAGAAAAUAUUUUGUCAACUGUUCAAUAGAGCAACAAAUAAAAAGCCAUGUUUAGCUGGAAUGAAUUUCAGAGCUAUAAAAAGGUUAAAUUAAAUUUAUUUGCACCUUCUCUUGCAUUACUAACUUCACCUUGUGGAAUGAAGACUCUAGUAAAUGCCUUGAGAACUUCUCACUUCUUAAAAGUCUUAUAUUUUGGAAUAAAGUUUAAGAAAACAAUAUGAAUGCAAAUUUGAUUAAUUCCUGAGUAUUUUUGUAUGAAGGGACAUGUAUAAUACUUUUUGAAUGUCAAAAUGUAUCCUUUAGCCGUACUUUAUAAUACAUGUAUGUAGUACCUGGUAGAUGUUAAGUACAAACUGAAUUCAGUUCCUGUAAUAUAGAGAAAAGUCAUUCCUCUUUAUUUCUUACAUCACAACAUGAAGGACAAAUUACAUUUACUUAUUCACUCAAUCUACAGCAGAAUAUUGUAUAGCACUAUUAUUAGUGGUAUAUAUACCACUAGAGGGCGAAAAAGAUGUGGUGUUUACUAUUCAACUGCUGGAUUUCCUUCUUCACCCUCAAAAACACAAAAUGUGUAUUUCCA